This is a messenger RNA of Apis laboriosa (Himalayan honeybee), 2294 nucleotides long. It is a transcript of the gene Rab21, whose product is annotated as ras-related protein Rab-21. The transcript is spliced from 4 exons. Gene Ontology annotation, molecular function: GTPase activity; GTP binding. The coding region runs from base 416 to 1084 and encodes 222 amino acids. The record is from RefSeq and is a predicted model, not a curated record. Gene Ontology annotation, biological process: Rab protein signal transduction. Lineage: Eukaryota; Metazoa; Arthropoda; Insecta; Hymenoptera; Apidae.
AUUCAUGCGAGUCCAGUGUGGAUCUCGCGCGAGUUUCGUGCACCUAAUAUGGAGAAGUUAAAAUAUAGUUUACUAUUUUCUUAAUAGAUAAAAAGAUUAAGUAACGAUUAUAGUUGUUCAUAAUUAAAAAAAAAAUGUUUUACUCAAGCAAAUAUAACUUACAUUACAUAGAUUUAUGAAGUGAAAAAAUAUGUAACUGCGGAAUGUAUAGAAGGAGAUACGUAAUAUGCCCCACUGCUGUAAAAUACUAACGUAGAGGGGGACAAAGCCGCAUGAGGGGCCCCACCCGUGAAUAUCACAUCGUUAUGAUCGUCAGUCGUCAAUAUAUUCUAUAAAUUGUUCUAUCAACGAUUAUUGUACGCAUUUCUAACUGUCAUAUUGUAUUCUAAGUAUAUAUAUUAGUUAUAUACAAAUUAUGGCUAGUUCAAUUAGUAGCACCAAUAAUGUCUAUAAUUUCAAAGUUGUGUUGCUCGGCGAAGGAUGUGUUGGAAAAACUUCUGUUGCAUUACGAUAUGUUGAAAACAAAUUUAACGAUAGGCAUAUCAGCACAUUGCAGGCUUCUUUUUUAAAUAAAAAAUUGACUAUACAUGAAAAGAAAGUAAAUUUGGCAAUAUGGGAUACUGCUGGUCAAGAAAAAUUUCAUGCAUUGGGACCAAUUUAUUACAGAAUGUCAAAUGGUGCCAUUAUAGUUUACGAUGUUACUGAUUAUGAUACAUUCUUAAGGGUAAUAAAUUGGGUUACAGAACUUAGGAAAAUGCUAGGCAGUGGAAUUUGUUUAGCAAUAGCUGGAAAUAAAAUAGAUCUUGAAAAGGAUAGACGUGUUUAUAUCGAAGAAGCAGAAGAAUUUGCUAACAAAGCAGGAGCUAUGCAUUUUCAUAUUUCUGCUAAAUUAAAUGAAAAUAUUGAAGAAAUGUUCUUUCAAUUAACAGUACGAAUGAUAGAACAUGCAGAUCUAAUGGAACAAAAAUCUACAUUAUCAAGAACAAGUAGUAUACGUCGUAAUGUUGUUGUGGUUGAAGAUGAAGGUGAAGAAACUGAACCAAUUAAGAGUUCCUGUUGUGGUGGUUCUUCACAUACAUCUUAACUUGAGAUAUCUAUUAAAAUUGGUUUUAAUUUUGAACAAGCCAUAUAUAGAAAUAUGUGUAUAUAUAUAUGUAUGUGUGUAUAUAUGUAUGUAUAUAUAUAUAUAUAUAUAUAUACAUAUAUAUAUAUAUACAUAUACAUAUACAUAUUAAACAACAUAUAUCAUAAUUUUUAAUAUUUUAUUUUUUAAGGAAUAAAAUAUAAUGUAAGAAAAAAAUUGCGUAGCCUAAAUAAUUUAACUGAGUGUAAGGUAAGAAAUACUGAUUAUAUUUUGGGAGUUAAUUUUUAUGUAUUUCAAUAUUCAAUUACAUUGAUAGAAUCUCAGUUGACUCAUAAACCAAAUAUCUUGUUACUCAUAUAUGUCAUAUAUGCUAGAAGACAUCACAAUUAUUAGAUAUAUGUAUUUCAUAUAAAUGUAUAUAUAUUUAAAUACUAUUAUGUUUUAAUAAAAAGGUUAAUUAAUAUAUAUACGUAUUUAAUACGAUGUUAUUUCUUGAAAAUGUUGAUUCGAAUUUCAGAUUAGAUUUAAUUAGUUAAUAAUAGUUAAAUAAAAUAAAGAACUUACUAAUUACAUGCACAAUAUUUGUGAGCCUAAAAUACAAUAUUCUAUUCUAUCACAGGUACAUACAUGGAUUAAAUAUCCAUAAAUUCAUCUAUACUAGCAACAUAAACAUUAUUUCAUUAAAUGAUAAAUUCUUUUAUAUGUAUUUUUAAAUUAAAUGUAAAUAUACGAAGUGAUUAUUUAUAAAUAAGAUAAAUUUAGAACAUUAAAAUAAUUAGAAAAUUAUACAUUGUGUAAUAUUUAUAUAUAUAUAUAUAAUGACAUAUUAUUUUAAUAUUUUUUUUUAUAUAAAUAAUUAUAUAUUUAUGUAAUAUUUUUAUUCUAUUAACAAGGAAUGUAUUUGUAUCAGUUCUAUAUAGGUCUGGGUUAGUCUUUUUCCAUAACAGAGAACAUAUUAGGCAAUGAGCCUCUAUUUUAUCCCAGAAACCCAUAAUGGCAGGACUAUUUAAGAAAAUGUACAAAGAUACACAUAUUAUAAUAGAGAGAUUAUUAUAAGUCUUUCAUCUUUCAAGUGAUAACAAAUAGUAUACUAAAUAUUACAUUACAUGAUACCCUGACAAUGAUUUUAAUUUAAUUGUUAAAUUAUAAUAAAGAAUAAUGAAUUUCAUUAUUUGUUAUUAUUAUUUUAAAUCGGCAAAUAAUCAUACGA